UAUAAAUAUGGAGAGUGCUGGCAGGUGGAUUAUAUCACACACCCACAAACUCACCCUGGCACCCACCAUGUGCUUACAGUGGUGAAAGCAACCACUGUUGGCUGGAAACAUAUCUCAUACUCUGUGCCACCCCCCAUCUGAAAAGGCGGGGAGGUCACUCCACCUUGGAGCCAUUUUAUUUUAUUUGCUUUGCCUGAAAUCACAAAGAAAGAGAGAGAGAGAGAAAGCCUAGCAAAGCUCCAUGUGUCUGCUCACAAGAGAGGCAGGCACUGAGCACGGAGCCUGGAAGAAACGUGCAGGAGGAACACUGCAGUAAUAUGGGAUAAUAACCCUGCAAAGACUGAGAGGCGGCUGAAUAGCUGUAUUUUCUGGAGCGCCAUGGUAUUGUAAGAGAAAAGCCAGUAAACAAAUACUUUCACUGAGAAGCAGGGGAAGAGGGGGAGGCACGGUUGUCCCUCAAAGAGGAGUUUCAGAACAGGGGGAUAGCAGUGAGAGAGGGGAACUGCUCAUGAUUAUGGCCCUUGCAGACAGCAGUAAAGUCAGACCACAGCCAAGCAGCACACCACUAUCCUCUCCCAUCUCCAAAAACCCAAGCUUCAUGGCCUGGAGGACACCAGACUGGCUCUGCACAAGGACAUUGGUUCCUCAAGGCAGGUUUCAUCCCAAUGGGACCAGAUCUCAUCCAUUCCUCCCCCAGGGCUUAAGACACUCCUGGGAAAACAAGAUUCUGUUAGAGUCCCAGUGGCUGACCUCAUCCAUACUGGGGACCACCGACCUCCAAAUGAUGGGAGCAAUACAAUUGCAGCCCCAGCCUCACCUACCCACUCUAUCCUGGGAUGGAUCAGGCAGUGAUGCCUCAUGGCAAACUGGCUGGUGGCAAGCACUGGUCAGCACACAACAGUCCCAGCAAGAGUAAUGGGACCAAAUCCAUCCCCAGCACAAGUGGGCUGACAUUGGUGGUUUUUGGCUGCAGAUAAUCAUGUCCUUCGAGCCCAGAUUGCUACCUGAGGACUUGCAAUAGAUACAGAAGUGAGAAGCUAUCUAUUUUCAAAUCAAGGCAACUUUAACCCAUAAUCCAGAGCAUGGGUAGGAGGUGAAGCCACUUCAUCACAAGGGAUUUGUCUGCUCAGAGCACAAACCUAAAGGAGCUCAAGCCUGCAUGGUGUAAUUUAACAGUGUUUUGCAUUGAGGAUGCUGUUCCUAUAGCUACUGUAGGAAGCUUAGCAACCUCAGGCUCAGCUCCUGGGGCACCAUGUGUGCUCAUGGAGGUGUCCAGAGAAGAGUAGGGACACAGCAUUUUCACCCAUGCGUUGCCAUCACUCACACAUUGCAGGCACCCAUGCUUUAACCCCUUAUGCCCUAUGCUCUGUGCUGAUGUUGCACUGAAUGCAGUAGCCACUGCAUUUCUGCUGGAAACACAGGUACAUCAGACUUUGUUAGUACCAAAUCAACUGUAACUUUUAAAAAUACUAUAGGAAUAAAAUUCUUCUUCUAUCAUUGUUUGUCAGCUGGAGCCAGAACGCUGGGAUUGCAUGCUCUGGAGAAGGCCCAUCUUCUCCUCCCAGCCCUGGGCUUUUCCCGGGGCUGCUUUGGGCUCUACCAAGGCCAAUGAGACUGUGCGCGUGUAAAGCUGGCCCCACAUCUCUCUAGACUACUUGCCUCUCUAACCUGAGUGCAGUGUCAGGUCUAACACUAACCACACUCCCUUUCCUCUUUGUCCACAGGUCCUCCGCACGCUUGGCCAGCCAAGGUUGGCUUAGAAGGCUCUUCCCUCUCUCAAGAAAAUGGGGACUGACAGUGAAAACCCAGUCCUGAGAAACGUGCUCAUCAGCUUCAACUUGCUGCUGCUGGGUGCUGUCCUGAAGCCAUUUGAGUGCCGGCUGGAGGUGACAACAGAACCAGCCGAGAGGCCAGCAGUGGAUGAGGAGGGGGGCCUGGCCAACUGCAGCCCACCCACCAAAGAGCAGCCCAUGGUCUUCCAUCACAUCUACAACAUCAACGUCCCCCUGGACAGCUGCUGCUCCUCCAUGCUCAGGUCUUCGGCUGAGGAGGUGAGUUCAGAAGACGACAGGCUGGCGGAAUACACGGAGCAGACCUCCGACAGCGAGAGCCAGGUCACCUUCACCCACAGGAUAAACUUGCCCAAGCAGGCCUGUAAGUGCUCCACCUCCCUCCCGUCCCUGCAGGAGCUGCUGAGCAGGAUUGAGAUGCUGGAGAGGGAGGUCUCCAUGCUCCGGGACCAAUGCAACUCCAAUUGCUGCCAAGAAAAUGCAGCCACAGGACGCCUGGAUUACACCUUACCGUGCAGCGGCCACGGGAACUUCAGCCUGGAGUCAUGCCGCUGCGUCUGCAGCGAGGGCUGGGCGGGCAGCAACUGCUCAGAGCCACGAUGCCCGCGGGGCUGCUCCAGCCGCGGGGUCUGCCUGGAGGGUCAGUGCGUCUGCGACAACGACUACGGCGGCGAGGACUGCUCCCAGCUCCGCUGCCCCGCCGGCUGCGGCUCCCGAGGGCUCUGCGUGGAUGGAGAGUGCAUCUGCGAGGAGGGCUUCGGUGGGGAGGACUGCUCUCAGCCCCGCUGCCCCCGUGACUGCUCAGGAAGGGGACACUGUGAUAAUGGCACCUGCGUGUGCGCCGAGGGCUAUGCCGGGGAGGACUGCGGGUGGCUGAGGUGUCCCAACGCCUGCAGUGGACGAGGUGUCUGCCAGGAUGGCCUCUGCGUCUGCGAGGAUGGCUACGGAGGGCAGGACUGCUCGGCAGUGGCUCCUCCUGAAAACCUGCGCGUGACAGGGAUCAGCGACGGCUCCAUUGAGCUGGCAUGGGACAGCCCCGGGGCAGCCACCGAGUACGUGGUAUCAUACCAGCCAGCAGGGCCAGGGGGAUCCCAGCUCCAGCAGCGGGUUCCUGGGGACUGGAGCACCAUCACCAUCACGGAGCUGGAGCCAGGUGUUGCCUACAACAUCAGCAUCUACGCGGUCAUCAGCGAUGUCUUGAGCAGCCCUGUCACCACCAAGGUGACGACCAACUUGGCCACGCCGCAGGGGCUGAAGUUCAAGACCAUCACAGAGACGACCGUGGAGGUGCAGUGGGAGCCCUUCUCCUUCCCUUUCGAUGGCUGGGAGAUCAGCUUCAUCCCCAAGAACAACGAGGGCGGUGUGAUCGCCCAGCUCCCCAGCACCGUCACCACCUUCAACCAGACGGGGCUGAAGCCAGGAGAGGAGUACACCGUCACCGUGGUGGCUCUGAAGGACCAAGCCAGGAGCCCCCCAGCCUCUGACAGCAUCUCCACCCUCAUCGACGGCCCGACGCAGAUCCUGGUGCGGGACGUCUCCGACACAGUGGCCUUUGUGGAGUGGACGCCGCCGCGCGCCCGGGUGGACGCCAUCCUGCUGAAGUACGGGCUGGCGGACGGGGAGGGCGGGAGGACCACCUUCCGCCUGCAGCCCCCCCUCAGCCAGUACUCCCUGCAGGCCCUGCGGCCCGGCGCCCGCUACCACCUCGCUGUCAGCGCCCUCCGGGGCGCCAACGAGAGCCAGCCGGCCCUCGCCCAGUUCACCACAGAGAUCGAUGCCCCCAAGAACCUACGGGUGGGCUCACGGACCCCUGCCAGCCUCGAGCUCACGUGGGACAACAGCGAGGCAGAGGCACACAGCUACAGGGUGGUCUACAGCACCCUGGCUGGAGAGCACUACCACGAGGUUCUGGUGCCACGGGACACAGGCCCCACCACCCGGGCCACUCUUGCAGAUCUGGUGCCAGGGACAGAAUACGGCAUUGGGAUUUCAGCCGUGAUGGACAGCCAGCAGAGCGUGCCAGCGACCAUGAAUGCCAGGACUGAGCUUGAUAGCCCCCGGGACCUCCUGGUGACAGCUUCCACAGAGACAUCCAUCUCACUGUCCUGGACCAAAGCCAUGGGUCCCAUUGACCACUACCGUGUCACCUUCACCCCUGCCUCGGGGAUGGCCUCUGAGGUGACGGUGUCCCGUGACGAGUCGCAGCUCACCCUCUCUGAGCUGGAGCCAGGGACGGAGUAUACCAUCUCCAUCAUCGCUGAGAGGGGACGGCAGCAGAGCCUGGAGGCCACCGUGGAUGCUUUCACAGGGGUCCGGCCCAUCACGCAGCUGCACUUCUCCCAGCUGACAUCCUCCAGUGUGAACAUCACGUGGAGCGAUCCAUCCCCACCUGCAGACAGCCUGGUCCUCACCUACAGCCCCCGGGAUGAGGAGGCGGCACAGCAGCUGGCACUUGAUGGCACCCGCAGGCAUGCCAGCCUGACGGGCCUGCGGCCGUCUACGGAAUACCUGGUGUCCCUGGUGGCUGUCCACGGUGCAAUCAGCUCUGAGCCUGUCACAGGCUCCAUCACGACAGGGAUGGAUGCACCAAAGGACCUCAGAGUGGGCAACAUCACCCAGGACUCUAUGGUCAUCUACUGGAGCCCUCCUGUUGCCACCUUUGAUCACUACAGGAUAUCCUACCGUGCCGCUGAAGGGAGGACAGACAGCACGGCCAUCGGCAGCGAUGCCACCGAGUACACCAUCCGCCUUCUGCAGCCUGCCACCAAGUACGAGAUCGGAGUGAAGAGUGUGCGGGGCCGGGAGGAGAGCGAGGUGGCCUCCAUCACCACGUACACAGCCAUGGAUGCCCCGCUGGGUGUCACCGCCACCAACAUCACCCCCACCGAGGCACUGCUGCAGUGGAACCCACCGCUGAUGGAUGUGGAGAGCUACAUCCUCGUCCUCACCCGCCACGCAGUUGCAGGAGAAACAAUUCUGGUGGAUGGAAUCAACCAGGAGUACCAGCUGACCAACCUCCUGCCCAGCACCACUUACACGGUCGCCAUGUAUGCCACCAACGGGCCGCUCACCAGCCAGACCAUCAGCACCAACUUCACAACCCUUUUGGAUCCUCCAACAAACCUGACUGCGAGUGAGGUCACCCGACGGAGUGCACUGCUCUCCUGGGUGCCUCCCAUAGGAGACAUUGAGAACUACGUCCUGACCUACAGAUCAACUGACGGAAGUCGCAAGGAGCUGAUUGUGGAUGCUGAGGACACGUGGAUCCGCCUGGAGGGUCUUUCUGAGACCACCGAGUACACCGUGCGCCUGCAGGCUGCCCAAAACGCCAUGCGGAGCGGCUUCAUCUCCACCACAUUCACCACGGGUGGCCGUGUCUUUGCCAACCCUCAGGACUGUGCCCAGCACUUGAUGAACGGAGACACGCUGAGCGGUGUCUACACCAUCUCCAUCAAUGGGGACCUCAGCCAGCGGGUGCAGGUGUUCUGUGACAUGAGCACGGAUGGCGGUGGCUGGAUCGUCUUCCAAAGGCGGCAGAACGGGCUGACCGAUUUCUUCCGAAAAUGGGCAGAUUACCGGGUUGGCUUUGGGAACUUGGAGGACGAGUUUUGGCUGGGCUUGGACAACAUCCACAAGAUCACAUCGCAGGGACGCUACGAGCUGCGCAUAGACAUGAGGGAUGGCCAGGAAGCAGCAUACGCCUACUAUGACAAGUUCUCCGUCGGCGACUCCCGGAGCCUCUAUAAGCUCCGGAUAGGAGACUACAACGGCACUUCUGGGGACUCCCUCACCUAUCACCAGGGCCGUCCCUUCUCCACCAAGGACAGGGACAAUGAUGUGGCCGUGACCAACUGCGCCAUGUCCUACAAGGGAGCCUGGUGGUAUAAGAACUGCCACCGGACCAACCUCAACGGCAAGUACGGAGAGUCCCGGCACAGUCAGGGAAUUAACUGGUACCAUUGGAAAGGCCACGAGUUCUCCAUCCCCUUCGUGGAAAUGAAGAUGCGACCUUACAACCACCGGAACAUCUCUGGGAGGAAGCGACGGUCCCUACAGCUCUGAGCCAGAAGAACUCCCCUCC
Messenger RNA from Numida meleagris (helmeted guineafowl), 5871 nucleotides. It is a transcript of the gene TNR, whose product is annotated as tenascin R. Lineage: Eukaryota; Metazoa; Chordata; Aves; Galliformes; Numididae. The record is from RefSeq and is a predicted model, not a curated record. Bases 1785 to 5852 code for a protein of 1355 amino acids. The transcript has 21 exons. Gene Ontology annotation, molecular function: protein binding.